AACGUACUUCCGGCUGGGAUGGGUCCUCCCUUGAGUCCGCCCCGCCGUGGGAUGGUUCAGCCAGUCGCCGUAACGUUGCGUGCUCAGUUGCUGGAAGCUAAGUAUAAUCUGCGUCUUUUGCUUUCUUUGCUCCUGCUCAGCGUCUAGCUCGUGAGGAGCGGCGUGCCAAGAUGGUGGUUCUCUCCAAGGAAUAUGGCUAUGUAAUUCUUACCGGUGCUGCCAGUUUUGUCUUAAUAACACACCUUGCAGUAAAUGUGGGAAAGGCACGCAAGAAAUUUAAUGUGGAGUACCCAACCAUGUACAGUACUGACCCUGAACAUGGGCACAUUUUCAACUGUAUUCAGAGGGCACACCAGAACACGCUGGAAAUGUACUCUCCCUACCUGUUCUUUCUUGCCAUCGGUGGAGUCUACCACCCACGUGUUGCUACGGGGCUUGGUGCCUCAUGGAUCAUUGGAAGAUUGCUCUAUGCGUAUGGCUAUUACACAGGAGAUCCCAAGAAACGAUCCCGAGGAGUCCUUGGUUCAGUUUCACUCCUUGGCUUGGCAGCAACAACCCUGUACUCGGCUUUCCAGCACCUCGGCUGGGUAUGCAGUGACUAAAUAUGCCCUCCAUAGUGCACUGAGAAGUCACUAGGGCCUUUUCAAUAAUGAAAUUUCCAAUGUAAUUAGCUUUUUAAAAAAUAAAAACCCAAGUGAAUUGCU
Molecule: messenger RNA, 704 nt
Organism: Hemicordylus capensis (graceful crag lizard)
Lineage: Eukaryota; Metazoa; Chordata; Lepidosauria; Squamata; Cordylidae
Gene: MGST3
Product: microsomal glutathione S-transferase 3
Exons: 6
Coding region: 171-602 (143 amino acids)
Cellular component (GO): endoplasmic reticulum; membrane; nuclear envelope
Molecular function (GO): glutathione transferase activity; glutathione peroxidase activity
Source: RefSeq, a predicted model, not a curated record